This is a messenger RNA of Cuculus canorus (common cuckoo), 3355 nucleotides long. It is a transcript of the gene THAP4, whose product is annotated as THAP domain containing 4. NCBI's taxonomy places the organism in Eukaryota, Metazoa, Chordata, Aves, Cuculiformes, Cuculidae. The record is from RefSeq and is a predicted model, not a curated record. Bases 2630 to 3139 code for a protein of 169 amino acids. The transcript has 6 exons.
GCAAAGCUCAACGUUUUCUGAGCAAUAAGGCUGUUGGAGUUAGAGGUGGUGAAGAUGUGGUGGGUAAAAGGGAUGAGCAAAGUAUGGUUUUGGAAGGAGAAGUAGCAGCUGGUGUUAGACCAAGUGAUAGAGGUUAGACAGACAGGGGUUUGGGCACAUUUCUUAGACUUAAGGCGAAUCCUGGUGCGGAAUGGGGAGUUAGAUUGUGUUUUUGUAGACAACUCUCUUGGUGAAUUUGUUGUUGGUUUUUUUUUUUUCUUCCUGGAAUGUUUUAACUCAUUUGUGACUCAGCACUGGUUGGGAUUUGCCUUCCCUUGGAUUUUGCCUGUGAAGCGUUUUGGUGUGUUAAUGAGCUGCCGUGGGCAGCAGGUAUCUGGGAAAGCUGCUGUAGACUUCUCCAGUCACGUAGGAAGUGCUUGUGAUCUUACAUUUCAUGUACUACGCUCGGGAUCUGUGAGACUUUCAUGAGGUGGAAGGUGUCAUCUGGGAUGGUGUCACUUGCUGGUCACAAGGAGCGUCCCCAGGACUCAGUGUUGGGGCCAGUCUUGUUUAAUCUCUUUAUCCCUAAUCUGUAUUGAGUGCCCCCUCAGCGAGUUUGCAGAUGACACCAAAUAAGACAGCAGUGUCGAUGUGCUGGAGGGCUCUGCAGAAGGACCAGGACAGGCGGGAUCCAUGGGCCAAGGCCAAGCGUAUGAGGUUUAACAAGGCCAAGUGCCAGGUCCUGCACACAACAACCCCGUGCAGCUACAGGUAUGGAGAAGAGCGUCUGGAAAGCUGCCUGGAGGAGGAGGCCCUGGGGGUGUUGGUUGACAGCGGCUGAACAUGAGGCAGCAGUGGCCCAGGUGGCCAAGUGGGCCAAGAGCAUCCUGGCUUGGAUCAGCCAUGGAGUGGCCAGCAGGAGCAGGGAAGAGAUUGUGCCCCUGCACUUGGCGCUGGUGAGGCUGCACUUCAAAUCCUGGGUUCAGUUUUGGGCCCCUCACUCCAAGGACAUUGAGGGGCUGGAGCGCAUCCAGAGCAGGGAACGGAGCUGGGGAAGGGGCUGGAGAACAGGAGGUCUGAGAGGCGGCUGAGGGCCCUGGGGGUGUUUAGCCUGGUGAAAAGGAGGCUGAGGGGAGACCUCAUUGCUCUCUGCAGCUCCUGGAAACAAGAUUGUGGUGAGGUGGGUGCUGGGCUUUUUUCCAAAGUAACGAGUGAUGGGACGAGAGAAAAUGGCCUCAAGUUCCACCAGGGCAGGUUUAGGUUGGAUAUUGGGAAAAAUUUCUUUGUGGGAAGAGUGGUGAAGCUGUGGCAGAGGCUUCCCAGGAAGGUGAUGGAGUCUCCAUCCCUGGAGGGGUUUGAAAGCUUGUAGAGGUGGCACUUCGGGGCAUGGUUUAGUAGACACGGUGGGGUUGGGCUGACAGUUGGACUGGAUGGUGUUAGAGAUCCUUUCCCACCUUAAUGAUUCUGUGACGCUGUGGUGCACAGCAAGGUCACUUCUUGUGUUUGGUUUGAUCAUUUAAUCAGUUGGAAGGCAGAAGAAGUCAGGAAAUGGAUAAUAAAGGGAAGAGUCAUAGCUGCCUCAUCCCUGGAGGGGUUCCAGGCCAGGUUGGAUGGGGCUUGCAGCAGCCUGGUCCAGUGGGAGGUGUCUCUGCCCAUGGCAGGAGUUUGGAUCUGGAUGGACUUUGAGGUGUCUUCCUACUCAAACCAUUCCCUGUCUCUCUGAUAGUCGUUGUUGGUAGCUACAUUUCGAUUGUCCCGACUCACCCGAUGCGUAGCCAUGGUGAUGUUAUGAGCUGGGAACCUGAGCCCGCGUGGUUUUGCCUUCUAAAGGCAGUGCCUUUGGGAUGGGGAGCGUCAGUAAAGUCACCGACUGGUUUGACCGUGCAGGUCCUUACCUGCCUGCAUCCCAGCUCUCCGCGCUGCAGGAUCUCUCUCCUGCUGCCUGGCGUUCACCUGCUUCCGCACAGUCGCCAGCACAAGGAUGAGCUUUGGGCCCUGACCCCUGGAGCAGAUCUUCGCUUGGGUGCUCGUUCCCAACUGGGGUUUUCCUCCAGCGACAUAGGUGUGUUCCUGCUGACUGGAUCCAAACAGCAGAUGACUGGGAAGAGCAGGUUCCUGCAGAGCUGCACGCGAGGCUGGUGACUCAGCUGGGAUAAUGUUUCCUUCUGAGGUUCGUGGGCUGAAGGCUGAGGAACGCCUCUAGCAGAGGAGCGCAGUUAGGCACAGCGCACCAGGCAGAGCGCGGUUAGAUGCAUCUUCUGCAUCAGGAUGCAUCCUACAUCAGGAUGCUCUAGGAGAAAGCAGGGAGAGCCAGCGAGCAAAUAUGGAUCCAGUGUCCUGGGGGAGGGAAGACUAUUCCAACAGCAGUGUCCUCUGGUACGUAAGUGCUGUCUGACCAUCUUGUUCUGCUUGAAGGUUCCACAGCUUUGGUAGUGCAGGUGGGAGAGCAGACAUUGCAGGAUCACUGUGCCUUAGUGUUCCAGUUUGGUUUGUAGUAAAACUACAUCUCCCAGCAGGCAACUGGGAUAACUGUCUUACGGAAUACCGAGCUCACUUCCCUUAUAGCCAUCUUGUCAACCUGUGCCCAGCACUGGUAAGCGAGGGUGGUUUGGGAGCCAGACCAAGCAAUAGAGGCCUAACCCAACAGACCAUGGCUGCAAACACAGAGACUCCCCAGCUGAAUCCCGUGAUGGAGCCCCUCUCCUGGAUGCUGGGCACGUGGCUCUCGGACCCGCCGGGAGACGGCACUUUCCCUACGAUGAAGCCCUUCCAGUACCUGGAAGAGGUGCACAUCUCUCACGUGGGGCAGCCCAUGCUCAACUUCUCGUUCAACGCUUUCCAUCCGGACACCAGGAAGCCCAUGCACCGGGAAUGUGGAUUCAUCCGCCUCAAACCCGACACUAACAAGGUGGCCUUCAUCAGUGCCCAGAACACAGGUCUGGUGGAGGUGGAGGAGGGGGAGGUGAAUGGACAAGAGCUGUCGAUAGCUUCUCACUCCAUAGCCAGGAUCUCCUUUGCCAAGAAGCCCCACGUAGAGCAGAUUACCAGAAAAUUCAGGCUCAAUUCUGAUGGCAAACUCGAACAAACUGUCUCAAUGGCAACCACUACGCAGCCCAUGACUCAGCACCUUCACAUUACCUACAAAAAGGUGAUGCCCUGACGCCAGGAGGGCCGAGCCUCCCUGCCGAGGGCGAGGAGCGGGCUGUUGUGCACCGAGAGCAGCGGCAGCGUGGGAGCGCAGCCUGGCAGACCCUGGAGCUGGCUGCCUGCUCUCUUCCCCAGGGCCAUAGAGCUGCCCGUCCUCUUGAGAAUGUUCCUCAGAUGUUUCUGUAAUGGUAUAUUAAAAAAAAAAAAAAUAAAAAAGCUUUUAUUUUUA